This is a messenger RNA of Volvox carteri f. nagariensis, 1014 nucleotides long. RefSeq lists its product as uncharacterized. The coding region runs from base 1 to 1014 and encodes 337 amino acids. NCBI's taxonomy places the organism in Eukaryota, Viridiplantae, Chlorophyta, Chlorophyceae, Chlamydomonadales, Volvocaceae. The record is from RefSeq and is a predicted model, not a curated record. The transcript is spliced from 6 exons.
AUGACAAGCAGCGGCGGCGGCGGCGGCGGUGGCGGUAGCGCUGCCGGCACUGCCAGCGGCGCUUCCUUCACCACCGGCACCAGCACCGGCGGCGCUACCACCUCCAAGGGCGGUGCGUCGUCAUCAUCCGGCGGCGGAGGCGGCUACAGCAGCGGCGGCGCCAGCCUCAACUGCUCUGGCGGCGGCGCCGCCGCCGGCGUCAGUAUGAUGUCGUACAUGCCGAUGGGACCCAUGGGUCCGAUGGCGCCGCUGGAUCCGGCGCUGGGGAUGCCGCCGCUGCCGCUGCCGCCGGGCAGUCCGCCGAUGGCGCUGAUUCCCUCGACCCUCAGCUUGCCGCCGGGGACUGAUAUGUCUGCGUUGACCGAUUACAUGAUGAAGACCGGAGGGUUCCUAGCCCCCGGAGGCCUUAUGCCCCUGGACGUUGCGGCGCUGGGGGGCGGUGUGGGGGUCGGUGCGACGGCGGGAUACGCCCCCAUGGAUCUGCAGACGGCGUUCAUGGCCGGUAUGGUGGCGGCCCAGCCGGGCGGCUUCAUCACUGGUCUGCCCGGCUUCUACUACGGCGCCCCCCUCCCGGGCGCCCCCCUCUCUCCGAGCACCAGUGGGGCCGUGUCAGGUGAUGGCUCUCCUACGCGUAGCGGGGGCCACAGCGCCGGCAGCGGCCGCGGUGCGUCCUCUGGCAGCGCCGGCGGCGCCAGCACCAUGUCGCUGCCGCCGCCAAGUCCGUCCCGGCUGAACCCGCUGGCGCAGCCCUGGGCCGCGCCCUUCAUGGCGCGUGAUCCCAACACAGCUGGGCUGAUGGGCGGGCUGUCGGAGGGCAAGUACUGCGCGGUACUGGUACUGGUACUACUGGUGCUGGUGCUGGUGCUGGUGCUGGUGCUGGUGCUGGUGCUGGUGCUGGUGCUGGUGCUGGUGCUGGUGCUGGUGCUGGUGCUGGUGCUGGUGCUGGUGCUGGUGCUGGUGCUGGUGCUGGUGCUGGUGCUGGUGCUGGUGCUGGUGCUGGUGCUGGUGUUGUAG